Chanos chanos (milkfish) is the source of this 534-nucleotide messenger RNA. RefSeq names its product gremlin 1a, DAN family BMP antagonist (gene grem1a). Gene Ontology annotation, biological process: animal organ morphogenesis. NCBI's taxonomy places the organism in Eukaryota, Metazoa, Chordata, Actinopteri, Gonorynchiformes, Chanidae. Gene Ontology annotation, molecular function: receptor ligand activity; BMP binding. The record is from RefSeq and is a predicted model, not a curated record. Bases 1 to 534 code for a protein of 177 amino acids. The transcript has a single exon.
AUGACGAAAGACGCAUCGGCUGCCGCUGUUGUGGUUUUGUGGCUUCUCUGCAGUCCAGUGAGGGGUAGAGGGACCGUGGGAUUUCAAGGCGCCAUUCCUUAUCCCAACAAAUACAAUCCCAACCAGUCGGAACUGUCACCGCAGACACCACAGGCCAAUUUCAGGGGAAUUGGGCCGCCUGCGGCCGCUGAGGAAGUGCUGGAUUCGAGCCUAGAAGCCUUGCAUGUGACGGAGCGCCGCUACAUGAAAACUGAUUGGUGCAAGACGCAGCCGCUUAAACAGACCAUUCACGAGGAAGGGUGUCGGAGUCGCACAAUAAUCAAUAACUUUUGUUAUGGACAGUGCAAUUCUUUUUACAUUCCACGGCACGUCUAUCAGGAGGCCAGUGCUUUUCAGUCGUGUUCCACCUGCAAGCCAAAAACUUUCACAACCAUCACCUACACUCUGUUCUGCCCAGGGAAAAUACCAAAUACCAAAAAGAAACGUGUCCAGCGCGUGAAGCAGUGUCGCUGCACGUCAGUAGAUUUGGAUUAG